AAGAGGCGGGGCAGGAGCAGCGUGCAAGGUCAGCGCAAAGAGACAGGAGCUUAUAACUAUCCCAGCCGUCCGCCCUUCUCCCCUCGUCGCCGCCGGAGACAUGAGUGUAGAGAUCAAGACCCCCAUCUUCUCCCAGGGAGAGGAUUGCAAAACCGACUGGAGGCUCGCCCACGCCGAGUACGAUGAGUCCGAUGCCCACUUAGAGAUCCUGGGGAAACCAGUCAUGGAGCGCUGGGAGACUCCGUUCAUGCAUUCCCUGGCUGUCGCCGCAGCCUCUAAAGGAGGCCGAGUUCUGGAGAUCGGGUUUGGCAUGGCAAUUGCUGCCACUAAGAUUGAGUCGUUAAAUAUCGAUGAGCACUGGAUCAUUGAAUGCAAUGAAGGUGUAUUUAAGCGGCUGGAGGAGUGGACAAAGGAACAACCUCACAAGAUUGUUCCUCUCAAAGGACUCUGGGAGGAUGUUAUCCCAACGUUACCAGAUUCACAUUUUGAUGGCAUUCUUUACGAUACAUACCCUCUGUCAGAAGAAACCUGGCACGUACAUCAGUUUGCUUUUAUAAAGGAACAUGCUUUGCGUUUGCUGAAACCAGGAGGUGUCCUUACAUAUUGCAACCUCACCUCCUGGGGAGAGCUGCUGAAGGGCAAGUAUGAUGACAUUGAGAAAAUGUUCCAGGAGACCCAAGUAUUUCAUCUCGUGGAGGCUGGCUUCAAGAAGGAGAACAUUAAGACCACUGUCAUGAACAUCACUCCCCCGAAAGACUGCAGAUACUACUCUUUCACAAAGAUGAUCACACCUCUGGUAACGAAGGACUAACAAAGCCAAAACUCUGUUAGGUGCAACAUUCAUUUCUCUUUGAGAUUCAGUAUGGUCUUAGAACAUGUGAAUUAUUAAUUUCAUAUCAUUUCCAACAUAGUUUUCCAUAGAAUAGGUUGAAAGUGGAAAACAAGUUGACAUGAAUACUCUACUUUCAUCACAAUGAAACUAGAGUAUUGGUAUCAAACACUUUGAAAUCAGGUUAGCCACUGUACAAGUGCCUAUGGACCAUCAAAGUGUCUAUGCCCACAUUUGCCUUACACUCUUAACCAUGUACUCACUGGAGGUCUUACUUUUAUUUGGAAGAAUUUUUAGAAUAGGGUCUAUUGUACUCAAGGAGAUUAUAGAUGCAGUUACCUCAAAAGGCCAUCCUAACGUUAGGAAGCUUGGCUAUGGCUGUUACUUUAUACUUACAACUGAUGCAAUUAUGGAUUUUAAAGUCAAUAACCAAGAAAAUAUUUAUAUUCAUGAUUUUAACAAUAGGCGAAAUUGAACCUAAAUAGUAUGUCCACUCAGGUUUAACGAGCUUUUAUAGCUAUGAAGGGGAAGAUCACAAAUUAGUGCCAGAGAGUAGUGUUGGGCACAUUGUUGCAACCACUUUGUACUGAGGGACGCUUGGAAUAAAUAUCUAAUCAAAUAA
Molecule: messenger RNA, 1451 nt
Organism: Amblyraja radiata (thorny skate)
Lineage: Eukaryota; Metazoa; Chordata; Chondrichthyes; Rajiformes; Rajidae
Gene: gamt
Product: guanidinoacetate N-methyltransferase
Exons: 6
Coding region: 101-811 (236 amino acids)
Biological process (GO): creatine biosynthetic process
Cellular component (GO): nucleus; cytoplasm
Molecular function (GO): guanidinoacetate N-methyltransferase activity
Source: RefSeq, a predicted model, not a curated record